Callorhinus ursinus (northern fur seal) is the source of this 3794-nucleotide messenger RNA. RefSeq names its product membrane spanning 4-domains A2 (gene MS4A2). The record is from RefSeq and is a predicted model, not a curated record. NCBI's taxonomy places the organism in Eukaryota, Metazoa, Chordata, Mammalia, Carnivora, Otariidae. Gene Ontology annotation, cellular component: external side of plasma membrane; plasma membrane; Fc-epsilon receptor I complex. Gene Ontology annotation, biological process: cell surface receptor signaling pathway.
GCCCAUGUGGAGCACACUGCAGGAGGAAGCCCACCAAGGCUCACCGUAACAACAUUCCUCACCGGUGGACAGCUCAACUGAUGAAGAAAUGGACCCAGAAAAUAGUAGCAGAGCAGGUCUUGCUCUCCCAAACCCACAAGGGCCCUCCAGUGCACCUGAAAUUGAACUUUCAGAAGUAUCUCUCCAUGAAAAUCCCUUACUGGAGAAGGCUGCUUCAUCCCCACCAUGCCAUACAUGGUUGCUAUUUUUGAAGAGGGAGCUGGAAUUUCUGGGGGUAACACAAAUUCUGGUUGGCUUGAUAUGUCUUUGUUUUGGAACAAUUGUCUUCUCCGUGAUCAAUAUUUCAGAAUUUAAGGAAGACGUUUUUUCAUCAUUUAAAGCAGGCUACCCAUUCUGGGGAGCAGUGUUUUUUACUAUUUCUGGGUUUUUGCCAAUUAUGGCUGAAAAGAAACACGCUACUUAUCUGGUGUGGGGAACCCUGGGGGCCAACACCGUCAGCAGCAUAGCUGCUGGGAUAGGAAUCUUCAUCCUGACGGUCAACGUGAAGAGGAGCUUGGCUUAUAUCUACAGCUGCCAGGAGGCUUAUGGAGAGGACUUCUGCUUUAUGGCUUGUUUUUCCACUGAAAUUGUGGCAAUGAUCUUGUUUCUCACCAUUCUGGGAUUUUGCAGUGCUGUGUCCCUCAUAAUCUAUGGGGUUGGAGAAGUAGUCCAAGGGAACAAGAUUGCAGAAGAUCGUCUUUAUGAAGAAUUAAACAUAUAUUCACCAAUUUACAGUGAGUUGGAAGACAAAGUGGAGGCAUCUUCUCCCGCUGAUUCGUAAGAAUCAUGUCUUCAGAACAUUCUGACUCACAGCAAAGGGUCUAGAACAAAAUUUUUGUUUAAGGGGCUACCAGCAAAAUUUCGAUUCUAUGAUCUGCCAGUUUUAUAUUAGGAUUUAUUCUCCAGAGGUUAAUAUUCUGUCUGUUGUUUCUGUUCACCUACACUGCCCCCGCCCAUUUGUGGAUAUGUGAUAGACUCCUAUUUUUCUUGUUUUCUAUUGCUGUCUCAUACAGCAACUUUUGUGGGAAGUCAACAUGUAAUCAGCAAGCAUUUGCUUUGUGCCUAUAACCGUGCAAAUAGAGGAAAAAGUGGAAGGUUGGUUGAGCACUGAGUUAAACUUUGACAGUUUUGGAACACCUGGGUGGCUCAGUCGGUUAAGUGUCACACUCGAUUUUGGCUCAGGUCAUGGUGUCAUGAGGCAUGAGAUCAAGCCCCAUGUCCGGCUCCUCGCUCAGUGGGGAGUCUGCUUGUGAUUCUCUUUCUCUCCCUCUCCCUCUGUCCCAUUUCCCACUCCAUCUCUCUCUUGAUCUAAUAAAUAAAUAAGUAAAUAAAUAAAUAAAUAAAUAAAUAAUCUAAAAAAAAAGCCUUUGACAGUUUGAUCAUGUUUGGCUCUUAGCCCUUUUCAGAGUUCAAAAGAGCUACACAUGUGCAUGAUAUAUGUCCCACUACUGGACUAUAAGCACCUAGAAGGCAAAGCCCGUGCAGGAAACAUAUACUGAGGACAAAUUACGUGUUUGAAAUUUCCCACACUUGUGUCUUUCACCUUGUGUUUCCCAGUUCCUCUCAUCAUGGGAGCUCAAAGUGUAUUUACGAAGUGAAUGGGUGAACAUUCUGGGAGGGUAUCCCACGAGGUCAGGCGAGAAGUAGAGUAGACAAGGAGAAAGAAAUUACUCUGAAGUGAAUUUUGAGGUGAUAAGGAGACCAAAUUGGCAGAUAUUUAGCAUUAGGAGGACAGUCAGAUGGAGAUUUGAAUAGAAUCCUGCAGGUUUGUAUUAAUCAUUUUGGUGGAUGUUUAUCCUACCAGCUUAGCAAUGGAUGCUUCCUGCUUAUGUGUGAUCUUAUAUGGAGAAUCCAACACGGAAUGUUGAAGGAUCAUCAAUCUUAUAAAAUGCAUUGGAACCCCAAGCCUAUUGCUUAUUAGUUGUGGCAAGUUAUUUAAUUUUUUUACUUGAUCUGGCUUUUCUGAUCUGUGAAAUUAAGUUAUUAGGAAUAAUUUACCUGCCAGGAUAUUGGAAAUAAUUUACCUGCCAGGAUUUGUGGUGGGAACACACACACACACACACACACACACACACACACACACACACAACUAAAUUAAGACUAACUUUAAUGGCCCCACUCUCUCAUUUCACUUCAACUUUCUCUUUAAUAUGCUUCAUGCUUGACCAUCUCACAUCAGCAUCCUGGCUUGAAACGUUCUGCCCUCUCUUUUGUGCUUGCUUAAAUUUCUUCUUUGUUUAAUCUCUUCCUUAAGUCCCACCUCAUUCUUUAGGGUUUUCUAGUCAAGAUUGUUCUUCUCUCUAGAUGAUGAAUUUUUCAAACCAAAUACACACACACACACACACACACACACACACAACUUACACUAAGUAUAACUUUCCACAUGCAUACAUUUUACAUCCCUUUAAUGAUAAUUUUUUCAAAGACACAAAGUCUCAUAAAAAUCUGUAUUAUUUCCUGAAUCACCAGCACAUUCACUGACACAAUUUGUUCAAUAAUGUUUGGAGAUUGAUGAGUGGGCAGUGGGGAGUUUUACUAAGUUACUCAGUAUCUGGUGAGGUGGGUGGGUGAAAACAGGAAAACCAUGCAUGGAAAGAUCAUUUAAUGAGGAAUGUGAAAUGAAAAUAAAUUAAUGAAGACCUGAACUAAAAGGGAAUUAGUGGGAAUGGAGAAAAAUGGUCAUAUCUAAAACACUGAGUGAAAGAGGAAUUGGUAGAUCUUGUUAACAAGUUGAAAUAAAGGUUAAAGUUAGACAAGCAAUUGGUCAAAGGAGGACACCUGCUAAGGUUGAAAGAACUGAUAGGAAGUCAGAAAUAUGAAUUAUUGAGAGAGGAGCACAGAUAGACCUAAAUUAAGCUCAGUCUCAGACUUUCAUUUUUAGGUGACCAAAGAGAAAUGCAAUGGAGAGAGCCUGACAGUGUCCAAUACAGAGUUUCGGGAAAGAUGAAAUUUUGUGUCAUUAUGAGAGAGCUCAUCAUUAAAUGAAGCAGUUUAACACUCUGAUUUAUUUUGAGAUAAAAGGGAAGCCAAGUUAACCUUCACAUACCUAUAAUCACAGGGAAAAAAAGAGGAAAAACAAAUCUAGCAAAGAAGUUACGAGAAUUAUCAGAAAAGUGCACUGUGAAGCAGUAGACAGCAGGCAGCUCAAAGUAGAGAAAGGUCCACUAAAGAGAGAAUAACUCACCAUCAUGUGGGCAAGAGAAAAGUCUACAAGAGAAGCCUUGCCCCCAGCGUGGGUGAGAGAGAAGUCUGCCUCCAGGGGAGGCAUGGAGAUGGGGCAGAGCCAACAGCAACAGUGAAUGAAUGGCAGAGGAGCAGAGAAAUUCAAACCAGGGCAUGGUGGUAAGUAAGUGAAUAAAACAUUUGCAGAGGCAUUUAGUAAGAGAGUAUGUGAUAUGAGAAGUCAGAAAAUAGAUGGCGAGUAGCAAGUCAUGAAGAAAAAUAAGCAAAAUGUUUAUGUUGCUCUUGCUGUAUUCGUUAUUAAGAGGAGGAAAAAGUAAUUCACAUCUUAGGAUAAACAGACAAGUCCUGUGGAAAGCCUGAAAUAUCAUCUUGGGGUUAUAUUCACAAGUCAUUAAUAAAAUAAUUAUGUUUUAUGUACUUAGAGCGCCAAAAUUAGAAAGCGACAGGAAGAUAUUAACUUCUAUGAAACUCCAGACUAUGAAAGUGAUCACAUAACCACAUACUUGGUAUGCUUAUCUAACCCAGUACCUCAGGUUUUCUACUUUCAUUUUUCUUUUUCCUCCUUCCUUUCU